Molecule: messenger RNA, 528 nt
Organism: Dreissena polymorpha
Lineage: Eukaryota; Metazoa; Mollusca; Bivalvia; Myida; Dreissenidae
Product: thiopurine S-methyltransferase-like
Exons: 7
Coding region: 1-528 (175 amino acids)
Molecular function (GO): thiopurine S-methyltransferase activity
Source: RefSeq, a predicted model, not a curated record
AUGUCUGCCAAAACUGUCGAGACCGACCUUGAUGCGGGUGUCUUAACAACUCCGAGUGGGUCAAGAGGAUAUGAUAUGGGAGACCACGCUCACAUUACUCACAAAGUUAAAGAAGAUUGUCUAUCAGAGCAGGCUGUCCAGGAUUUCUUCUCGGAGAACAAGCUUGAAGCUCACAUGCGGCACGUGGAGGGAGUGGGGUCGCUGUACACGGCUUCCAAAUGGUGUCCAACGCCACCGCCUCUGAAGGAUGUCUUCUUUAACCGGCUGCCGCUGGAUCAACUGAGUGAGUUUGACCGGGUCUGGGAUUCCAGGUCGCUCGGUGCAAUCAACGUGGUGGAUCAGGCGAGAAAUCGCGAUCUGCUGUUGUCACUUCUGAAGAAAGGCGGAGAGUACUACCUAAAGACAGUGGACUAUGACCCCACUGUCUGGCCAGGUCCGCCUCACAACAUCUCCCAUCAGCGGGUCAAUGAACUGUACGGUAUGUCUCCAUUUGUUACAGUACAUGACAAUUUACAAGACAGAUUCUAA